Messenger RNA from Numida meleagris (helmeted guineafowl), 3220 nucleotides. RefSeq names its product neuropilin and tolloid like 1 (gene NETO1). Gene Ontology annotation, molecular function: protein binding. The record is from RefSeq and is a predicted model, not a curated record. Lineage: Eukaryota; Metazoa; Chordata; Aves; Galliformes; Numididae.
UCGUAGCAAGUCUAAUCAUCCUACAUUUGUCUGGGGCAACCAAAAAAGGAACAGAAAAGCAGACUACUGCCGAAGGACAGAAACCAGUGCAGUGUGGAACUUGGACAAAAUAUGCAGAAGGAGGCAUCUUCACUUCUCCCAAUUAUCCCAACAAGUAUCCUCCUGACAGAGAGUGUGUCUACAUUAUAGAAGCUGCCCCUAGACAGUGCAUUGAACUACACUUUGAUGAAAAAUAUUCCAUAGAGCCUUCUUGGGAAUGUAAAUUUGACCACAUUGAAGUACGAGAUGGACCUUUUGGCUUUUCUCCAAUCAUUGGACGUUUCUGUGGACAGCAAAAUCCACCUAUGAUAAAAUCCAGUGGCAGAUUUCUGUGGAUUAAAUUUUUUGCUGAUGGUGAGCUGGAAUCUAUGGGGUUUUCUGCUCGAUAUAAUUUUACACCUGAUCCAGAUUUUAAGGACCUUGGAGUUCUGAAACCAUUGCCAGGAUUCAUUUUUCUGGUAUUUUGUUAUUUAGUUUGUGAGUUUGAAAUGGGAGGACCUGAAGGAAUUGUGGAAUCUGUACAAAUUGUCAAAGAAGGAAAAGCUUCUGAAACUGAAGCAGUAGACUGUAAAUGGUACAUCCGAGCACCACCCCGAUCCAAGAUAUAUUUGCGAUUCUUGGACUAUGAGAUGCAGAAUUCCAAUGAAUGCAAAAGAAAUUUUGUAGCUGUCUAUGAUGGAAGCAGCUCCGUGGAGGAUUUAAAAGCAAAGUUUUGCAGCACUGUUGCAAAUGAUGUAAUGCUGCGGACAGGUCUCGGAGUAAUCCGUAUGUGGGCAGAUGAAGGCAGUCGAAGCAGCCGAUUCCAGAUGCUCUUCACAUCUUUCCAAGAACAGUAUACUCCAAAGGAUGUUCCUGAACAAGCGGUGUGAACCAACACUACAGUGUUUAUUCCAUGUAUUUUUUUAUACUGUGCAGUAAUUUGUAGUAACACAGUAGGUAGAACACAGGAUUCAGAGUCAGGAAGGCAAGUACAGCUCGUCACUAUAACCACAACUUUUUCUUGACUCCCAAUCUACUGGGCCACUCUCAUUUUUCUCUUACACAACUUCAAAACGGUAGAACUCUGAAGGUUUUUAUCAAGUUUCAUCUUUUUUAUGAAUUUGAUUUUGUAGAUCUUACAAUGAUGGUACUUGAAAAACACCUUAUUUUUUCUUAUAAUAGACAAUGGCUAUGUUUGUUCAUAUACCAUAAUUUCAGCAAACAUGUAUUGGAUAGUGUUAAGCAAAUAAUGCAGGAUUUGGUGAUAUUAAUCUUUGUGUAGCUUUCAUUCUUACAUCUAUAUGAUUUCUGGGCUCAGCUAAGAGGAAAAGCAGCCUGUGAAAGAAACAAAAGGUACUUCUUGCCAGUUUGAAAAACACAAAACCCAAUAAUCCCAUUCACUGUAAAUGAUUAAUUUGGUUAAUCACCUGUGAAAGAUAUUGCUUUGUUUUCUUUAAUGUAAAAAUGCACAUAUGGUCCCUAGAGGAAGGAGAGCAUGUAUUUAUUUUCUUGUGCUGAUUCAUGUUUUUUUUAAACUUAUGUUUCGGCUUGUGCUUCACAUUUUUCACAGGAAGAUUUCUAUGUGACUGUCAGUGACUGAAAUGAAGGUGCAAUCCUACCAAGCAUAUCCUUCAUCUGUAUUCUGUGCGUGUGUACCGCACAAUGAGAUUGUUGAGAGCGGCCUCCGUAAUUCUUUAAUUAUGGCUCUGAUUAAAAAUUUCUGACAGUUUACAUGCUUGAAACUGCAUAUGCAAUUGUACUUGCAUGCUGCAGACUUAGGGUAGAUUAUAUUUUUUGUAUCUAAAUCAGUCUAGGCUCUAAAAGUCACUGAGAGCCCUCAGUUGAGAUGACACUGCCCUUUUCUCAUUUCAGCAACUGGAGAUGUCUUGAAUAUUCAAGAUCUGAUUCAUUAUUUUUUUUUCACAAGACAUCCCGAUCUGUUACCUUAGAAACAACUGCAUAGACAUUGGAGAUUCACGGCAUAAAAAGAAGUAAAGAGUGAAGCACUGUGAUGACUAACUUGAGAUGAGGGUUUGAAUAAGUGUGGGUUUGCAAGAUUUCCACAUUUUAAAGGAGAAUAAGGAAAGAUUUUGUUUGCUUUUAUUUUUGUUUUUGUUUAUUUUUCCUCCAGUAACAUUCCUAAUACUACAUAUUAUAGACUCCUCUGUUCUUUUAAACAGCUGAUGUUUUAUAAUGCAUGGUAUUCUGACUGGGAGGUUGAAAAUAAUAACAUGAUGUGCAUUCCAUAAUUUUAUUCUGAACAGGUGUUGCAGACUAAAGGCUGAAAAUUUAUAAAGGUCUAAAUUGUGCUUUGAGAUAUGUGUACACUGCCUGAUCAUAAAUAUUAGAAGAAACUGCAUCUGUGUUUUUAAUGCUGGAAACUGACAUAAAAGAUAUAAAGGUGAAACUGACUGUACUGUUUGUGCCAUGUCAGUUAUGCGUAGAGCUGCCCCAUACUGCUGUUUGGUACUGACUGUGCGAAUUCUGGUCAAGCAGAUGCCCAGUCUGUGCAUGGUGUGAUACAACACAUAGUGUGCAAGCUGCUCAGUCUUUCAUAGUGUGUGGAAAUAAUUAGAUCAUCUGCAUGGAAGAGGAGGACUGUCAGAUAUCAUUCAGAAAGAUGAGUAUCAGGAAACAGACACCUGUGUCUCUAUGAACAAAAAAAAGAGGAAAAAAAGCUUUUUGUUCACUUCGAGCUGGGGAAAAAAAAGGAAAAUAGAGGAUGACAUUUUUGUUGUGGUUAAUGUGCAUGUGAAAGAGUGACAAAGUGUUUUACUGACUGUUGUUGUGGGAAUGACCAAGUGAUGCUGUUAUAUGUUGCUCCUCGAGUUCUCCUAUGUGUGGAGUUACUGUCUGUAGAAUUAAGCUGUUGAGACUGAGCUCUCUGUUACACAAGGCUCCAUGAGCUGGAAGUGGUUUUUUUUUUUGUUGUUUUUUUUGUUUGUUUGUUUUUGGUUUUGGUUUUUUUUUUUUGGUGGAAUCAGACCACUUGGCCUGAUGAAUCUUCUCUUUCUAAGUCUGUUCAUUGUUAAUUCUUGUUACAGCACUGUUUCUGGGAACUUGACGUUUGUGUAGAAAGAAGGAAUCUUAAAGAGAUUUCUUAUACUAUUAUCUUCAUACUAUUUGGUCGGUGUGCUCCAAUUAUAUUUGAAAUAUAUACAAGUCUGCUUUUUUUGACUUCUGAAAAGUGGUCUUACAAGUU